UGCGCUGACUCCGCGCACGUUGAGCGCUCGAAGCGUGUUCGUGUCCCGGCCGCAGCCGGGAAUGGAGGCCUGCACGAUUACAGCUGCCGAGGACCUUGUGGGCGACCAGAUUGUCCCUGGCGGCGGCCGCUGGGGCGCUCCUCACGCCACCGGUCUACUCGACUCCUGGUUUCAGAUGCAGACAUCUGAACUCGAGUCGCUUCUGUGCAAGCAAGGGGGCGCCGCUAUCGCGCCCGGCCACAUGGACCUCUUCGACGGGGGGACUUCUUCGCGCGAUGAUGCCUUCCUCCGCCCCGCCCUGUGGGAGGACAUCGCCUCUUCCAUCAGGAACAUCGAUCCUGAAAAUGCGAAUAUGCUCGCUCCGCUCGGAGCCACUCACGUUAAACUCGAAACAGAAGACGCAUUACUCGAAGAAUGCGCCACUCCACUCCUUAGUCCAUUGGAAAUCAAGACGGAGAGAUUGGGCGCGCCACCGACGUACGCCCACCCUCAGCCGGCGCAGCAUCACCUCCAGCAGCAGCCGGCGACGUCGUUCUCAAAAUACCCACCUUCGAGACUUGUCUACAUGUCUCCUCUGACGCCGCCCGGUUCCGACCAGGGCAGCCCGGGCAAUACCAUGCAGUGUGCGCGCCGCACGCCGCCGCCGCCGUACCACCCGCCGCCGCUGCUGCGCGCGCCGCUCGUGCAGCACCAGCCGCAGCAUCAGCAUCAUCCACCGCCUAUGCCCCAAAUGCAAAUGGCGCCGCAGCCCCCGCCGCCUCAGCUGGGGCACGUCCCCAUGCCCCACUCAAGACUGGCCCCACCAUCCUCCGUCAAAUAUAACAGGCGGAACAACCCGGAGUUGGAGAAGAGAAGAGUUCACCAUUGCGAUUUCCUUGGUUGCACGAAGGUCUACACAAAAAGUUCGCACUUAAAAGCACAUCAAAGGAUUCACACAGGAGAAAAGCCCUAUACUUGCCAAUGGCCUGAGUGCGAGUGGAGGUUCGCGCGGUCGGACGAGCUGACGCGCCACUACCGCAAGCACACGGGCGCAAAACCCUUCAAGUGCGCCGUGUGCGAGCGCUCCUUCGCCAGGUCCGACCACCUCGCGCUGCACAUGAAGAGGCAUUUGCCCAAAACCUCUAAAUGACACGCGAGACGAGGCGCAGAUCAAAUGCCUGCGCCUCAAAUCUCUCAGGAGGAAUGUAGUGAAAAUAUAUUUCUAGAAUGUGACCUGGACUCUAGCCUGAUGGACACAUUCUACGGAGUGCCGUGACUGUCUGUCUGCUCGUUGUGACGGGACAGCGGCACGAGACUGGGAGAUCAGAUACCGUUCGGUAAAGCGGCUACAAGAUAGCACUGUGUUUCAAUAGGUACCUUAUAAGAAAGACAACAGAUUUUAAGUCAUAAUACUAUAUUUAUGAAGCCUUGAAUUCGUAUUAAACGCCCCGGGGGGCAUCAACAAACUACUAUAUUAUCAUUAAAAGGCCCAAUAGGUACAAUCAUUACCAAGGAAAUCGCUUUACAUAUCUACAUACCUAAUUAUAUUGUAAAUUGUUAGAGCUAUUGAAGUCAUCUAUAAAACAACUUAUAUAAGUAAGUACUUGAUAGAUAUUUAUGUAUUGAAAAAUGACAAUUAUGUGAACGGUGUGUAGCGAUCGUAACCUUAUUGUGAAAUAUUGAACCACACUUUAUCUAGAACUACUAUAUUAAAAUUUUAUCAAAAUUUGAGUUAAUUAUUGACAACGCAACCCUAAAUAGAUUGCUAGUUUCAAAUCAGUAAGUACCUACCUAUAUUGUGGUCUUGUAAGAUAAGUAAAGUCCACUUACGUUGAAAUACGUAUUGAUAAAGUAACAUUUGCUCACUGUAACAAUAAGACGACGAUCGCUAUGUAUCGUUAUUAUUUAGUAUUCUUUAGAUAUGAUUAAUUUAUUGAGUUAAUUAAGAGUAACAUUGAAUAUCCAAGAUAUUAUCAAUAUCGAUAAGUAAUAGUAAUAAUUACAUAAUUAUUAUCAACUAGCGUGUAGUCAUUUCAAUUGUAUGACGGUGACUUCGAAUUUGAGUAUCUGCUUCAAUUUAAAAACCUAUUUG
Molecule: messenger RNA, 2071 nt
Organism: Colias croceus (clouded yellow)
Lineage: Eukaryota; Metazoa; Arthropoda; Insecta; Lepidoptera; Pieridae
Product: dendritic arbor reduction protein 1-like
Exons: 8
Coding region: 62-1129 (355 amino acids)
Biological process (GO): regulation of transcription by RNA polymerase II
Molecular function (GO): RNA polymerase II cis-regulatory region sequence-specific DNA binding; DNA-binding transcription factor activity, RNA polymerase II-specific
Source: RefSeq, a predicted model, not a curated record